Melospiza georgiana is the source of this 879-nucleotide messenger RNA. RefSeq names its product ribosomal RNA processing 8 (gene RRP8). Lineage: Eukaryota; Metazoa; Chordata; Aves; Passeriformes; Passerellidae. Gene Ontology annotation, cellular component: chromatin silencing complex; nucleolus; rDNA heterochromatin. Gene Ontology annotation, molecular function: methyltransferase activity. Gene Ontology annotation, biological process: regulation of transcription by glucose; cellular response to glucose starvation; rDNA heterochromatin formation. The transcript has 5 exons. The coding region runs from base 1 to 861 and encodes 286 amino acids. The record is from RefSeq and is a predicted model, not a curated record.
AUGCCCGCAGACGGCGCGGCUGAGCCGGCGGAGGAGCGCGGGGAGCCGGCGGGACUGAGCCGCCGGCAGCGGCGGAACCGGCAGAAGCGGCUGCGGCAGCAGGAGCCGUCGGCGGCACCGGACGGGGAGCGGGGCUCCGGGCCGGGCCCCCCGGAGCCGCCGGGUCCCGCCGAGGCUCCGCCGGAGCCGCGCUCGGGCCGCGCGGCCGCGCUCCGUGCGCGGAUGGAGGAGCGGCUGCUCGGCGCCCGGUUCCGCUACCUGAACCAGCAGCUCUACACCGGCAGCAGCCGGGACGCGGCGCGGCUCUUCCGCGACGACCCCGCCGCUUUCCACCUCUACCACCGCGGCUUCGAGCGGCAGGUGCGGCGCUGGCCCGAGCGCCCGGUGCAGCGCAUCGUGCGCUACCUGCGCCGCCGCCCCGCAUCGCUGGUGGUGGCGGAUUUCGGCUGCGGGGACUGCACGCUGGCCGCCAGCGUCAAGAACCAGGUGCACUGCUUCGACCUGGUGCCGCUGAGCCCGCGGGUCACCGUCUGUGACAUGGCCAAGGUGCCGCUGGCGGCUGAGGCGGUGGACGUGGCCGUGUUCUGCCUGGCGCUGAUGGGCACCAACCUGCAGGAGAUCCUGGCAGAGGCCAACCGUGUGCUCAAGCCCGGGGGGACCCUGCUGGUGGCCGAGGUGGCCAGCCGCUUCGAGGACACCCGUGCCUUCCUGAGGGCCAUGACACAGCUGGGCUUCAAGACCGUCUCCAAGGACCUCUCCAGUUCCUAUUUCUACGUGUUGGAGUUCACCAAGACGGGCCCGGCGCGGCCCGGCCCCGCUCCCGGGCUGCGCCUGCGGCCGUGUCUGUACAAGCGCCGGUGACGGGAGCGCCACCGGGGG